AUGGUGAACGAGCUCGACGGACCUGGUCCAUUCGGACCCGUAGUCAACGGAACACAGAUUGUUUUCUACAAUUACCGACCGAAUGGAGGGGCAGGGUGGGCGUUUCUCGUCAUUUUUGGGCUCGGUGUACUUGUUCACGUCAGCUACGUGUUCUGGCUAAGAGCAUGCCAUUUCAUACCCUUCAUAUUGGGAGGCGUUGGCGAAGCAUUUGGUUAUUAUGGACGCGCAAAGGCUCAUGAGAACCCCAUUGUAGCUGGGCCAUACAUUUUACAGAAUCUCUUGAUUCUCGGAUCUCCACCGCUUUUCGCCGCGACUAUUUACAUGAGUCUCGGCCGCAUCAUAAUCGCCCUCGAUCUCCGUCGCCACGCCCUUGUCAGUCCGCGUCUCACGGCCUUCUUUUACGUCAUCAUCGACAUUGGUUGUUUCGUAACCCAAGUCUUUCGCGCCGUCAUGCCCGCCUCGGGAGAUCCUGAAGGUAUAAAGAUGGGAAAGACCCUCAUCAUGUCUGGUCUUGCGGCCCAACUCGGCGUCAUCACCCUGUUCGUGCUUUCCUGCUGGCACUCUCAUACCUGUGCUCGACGCGAGGCGAACGAUCUGAACGCGACGAGGGCGGGCAUCGCGUGGAGGAAGUACUACCUGAUGACGUACGGCGUCGCCUCUCUCAUGUUUUUGAGAAGUUUGGUUAGGGGUAUCGAAUACUUCCAGGGCGAGAAAUGGUACAUCAUGACCCAUGAGAUAUUCUUGUAUCUCUUUGAUGCCGUUCCCAUGGUGACGAUUAUGGCCUUGUAUCUCUGGAUCCAUCCUGGAAGAUUGGUUCGACACGUUGGCCGCGUCAAGAACUACACUUGGCCUGAUGAGGCCAAUAUCAUGCUCGAGAGACGGUGA
Molecule: messenger RNA, 885 nt
Organism: Colletotrichum phormii
Lineage: Eukaryota; Fungi; Ascomycota; Sordariomycetes; Glomerellales; Glomerellaceae
Product: RTA1 like protein-domain-containing protein
Exons: 2
Coding region: 1-885 (294 amino acids)
Cellular component (GO): membrane
Source: RefSeq, a predicted model, not a curated record